AUUUAUCGUCUUCCCUACUUCGAAGCUCUUAACACAUUUGCAAGCUUCAAAGUCGAAAACUUUUUCAGCUAUGGCGGUUUUGUUAUCAUCAUCUCCCAUAGUCUCUCCACUAGGAAUCAACAUCGACACGAAUAAGAAUCUGGGUGUCUCGUAUUCUUCUUUCCCCCAAAUUCACCUCUUCAGAGUCUCUGCUCCACUGCGUAUUCGAAGAUCAGUCGUCUCGAGCCGUAAAAAUUCAGGAACUGGUUUAGCAAGCGAAGAUAAGAAAUUGUUGCUGGAACGAUAUGGUUAUGAUGCUAAUGAUGACUUUGGGUCUCAAUCUAAGAAGGCGAGAAGGAAAGAAGAGAAAAUGAGUGGAAGGAAUAGUCAACAAGUAGAAGAAGUUGUUGUGGUACAGCCAAGAACAACUCAUAGGUUGCUUCAGGUUCUUGCAGGAACGGCCAAAAGAAAGAAAUUGCUUUCUCUUAAGGGAAUGGAUGUGAGACCUAUGAUGGAAGUUGUUAAAGGAGCAGCUUUUGGGAUUCUCCAGGCUGCUGGUGGUUGUCCAACGUCUCUGCGUCCUGGUAGGUGGUUGGAUUUGUACAGUGGUACAGGAUCUGUUGGAAUUGAAGCAAUCAGUCGAGGAUGUUCUGCGGCACACUUUGUUGAGAUGGAUCCUUGGGUUGUUUCUAAUGUUCUACAACCAAACUUGGAACACACUGGGUUUGUUGAUGCUUCGGUUAUACACACUGCUCGGGUCGAAAACUUCUUGGAACGUGCAGAUAAAUUAGUAGGCAAGGAUGGAGCAUUUGAUUAUAUCAGCGUUACACCACCUUACAUGGAGGUAGAUUAUGAGGUUCUGAUGGAUCAGGUUGCUAAGUCGCCAGCCAUUGGGGAAAAUACAUUUAUUGUGGUCGAGUACCCUUCACGAACAACAAUGCUUGAUUCAUGUGGAUGCCUAGAAAAAAUGACUGAUCGAAGGUUUGGCCGGACACAUCUGGCCAUAUAUGGACCAAAAUGGGCUCAGAAGCCAAGAAAAUCUUAAAACCGCAGUGGAAAUCAAUGGUUACAUCUGGUCAUUUUUUUUGGUUAAAAGCAAUGAACAGAGGCUAAGAUUGAAGUGCUAGUUUAUUCCACCUAUUAAUACUAGAGUGAUUCUGUAGAUCAGUCACCAUUUUUGUUUGUCGCCAAGUCCUAAGAUGGAAACAAGUUGCAGACUUAUGAUAAUUGUAAAAUCGGUAAUGGUGUAUGUUGCGAUGUGUUUUUGUCACGCAGAGAUAUAGCUGUAUGCAGUUGGAGAUAUAAAGUCAUUUAGAUUUUUCCUUUUUGUCCAUUACAUAUGGCUUCUUUUGAUACCCUUAAGGUCUGAGAGAUCAACUUGCCAGACAUGAUUUCUAUAUGUAUGUAUCAGAUACAUCAAUAACCAUCUUAAGCA
Molecule: messenger RNA, 1414 nt
Organism: Capsella rubella
Lineage: Eukaryota; Viridiplantae; Streptophyta; Magnoliopsida; Brassicales; Brassicaceae
Product: putative rRNA methyltransferase YlbH
Exons: 10
Coding region: 71-1024 (317 amino acids)
Biological process (GO): rRNA methylation
Molecular function (GO): methyltransferase activity
Source: RefSeq, a predicted model, not a curated record